ACCUGGAAAUAGCCAUGUAAAGGGACGGAACUCUUGAUUUAUUGAAGAGCUUGGCUUAAAGGUAAAUAAAAACAUGUUGUGACGAAAAGCGGAAGUGAUAUCGGUUGCUUGAAACUGAAUGAAUUAUUCUCGAAUUACAGAUCUGUACAGAUGGCCAACUAUGUGCUUUUGUAGAUCUUUGGAAUAUUUUCACUAGUUAGCAUAUGGAGCAAGCAAGACAAAGCGAAGUACAUACUGCAGAAAUGAUUUUUUACCACGGCAACACUCCUUGUAAUGCUAUUAACGGUAGAUAUGUUAUGACAGGUAGAAGGAACAUAUAAUCAGUAUCUGGACGAUUACUAAAGAACACUUUGGCCAAAGGUCAUGAAAGAUGCUAGAGGGAUUCAUCAUGACCAGCAGAUGACCACUAUUGAUUUUGAGGUAGAAUGGAGCAUGGAGAAGAGAAACCCUUUAGACGUUAUAUGUGUGAUUUUGUAUGUGAUAAAAUGAUCAUGAUGAUAGUUUGAAGAGAAAUAUGAUGAUUCAUACUUACAAAACACUCUUAAAAUGUAAUGAUUUUGGUAAUUCAUGCAAUGAAAGCGGUAAUCUGAAGACACACUGACGAGAAACACUUUAAAUGUGAUAUUUGUGAUUUAGCGUGUAAGCGAGGAUGUGAUCUAAAAAGACAUAUGAGAAUACAUACCGGAGAGGAACGUUUUAAAUGUAAUACUUGUGAAUUGCAUGCAGUCAAAGCAGCAAUCUGAAGAGACAUAUGGAGAUACAUACUGGGGAGAAACCUUUAAACUAUAAUAAUUGUGAUUAUGCAUGCAAUAACAGCAGUCUUCUGAAGACACAUAUGAGAAUACAUACUGGAGAGAAACCUUUUAAAUGUAAUAUAUGUGAUUAUGCAUGUAGUAACGGCAGUCGUCUGAAAACACAUAUGAGAAUACAUACUGGAGAGAAACCUUUUACAUGUAGGGUUUGUGAUUAUGCAUGCUAUCAAAGCAGCCAUUUGAAGAGACAUAUGAUGAUACAUACUGGAGAGAAACCUUUUAAAUGUAAUGUUUGUGAUUAUGCAGUCAGUGCAAACGGUGAUCUGAAGAAACAUAUGAGGAGACAUACUGGAGAGAAACAUUUUAAAUGUAAUAAAUGUAAUUAUGCAUGCAGUGAAAGCAGUAAUCUGAAGAAACAUAUGAGAGGACAUACUGAAGAGAAACUUUUUAAAUGUAAUACUUGUGAUUAUGCAUGCAAUCAAAGUAGCCAUGUGAACAGACACAUGAAGAUACAUACUGGAGAAAAACCUUUAAAAUAUAGUAAUGGUGAUUAUGCAUGCAAUAACAGCAGUUUUCUGAAGACACAUAUGAGAAUACACAUUGGAGAGAAACCUUUUAAAUGUAAUAUAUGCGAUUAUGCAUGCAGUAACAGCUGUCAUCUGAAAACACAUAUGAGAAUACAUACUGGAGAGAAACCUUUUACAUGUAGGGUUUGUAAUUAUGCAUGUAAUGAAAACAGCAAUUUGAAAAGACAUAUGAUGAUACAUACUGGAGAGAAACCUUUUAUAUGUAAUGUUUGUGACUAUGCAUUCUGUACAAGCGGUGAACUGAAGAGACAUAUGAAGAGACAUACUGGAGAGAAACAUUUUAAAUGUAAUGUUUGUGACUAUGCAUGCAGUGAAAGCGGCGAUCUGAAGAAACAUAUGAGAAUACAUACUGGAGAGAAACUUUUUAAAUGUAAUGUUUGCGAUUAUGCAUGCAAUCAAAGCAGCCAUCUGAAGAGACAUAUGAGAAUACAUACUGGAGAGAAACCUUUUAAAUGUAAUAAUUGUGAUUAUGCAUGCAGUGAAAGCGGUGAUCUGAAAACACAUAUGAGAAUACAUACUGGAGAGAAGCCUUUCAAAUGUAGUAAUUGUAAUUAUGCAUGCUGUACAAGAGGUGAUCUGAAGAAACAUAUAAGAAUACAUACUGGAGAGAAGCCUUUCAAAUGUAAUAAUUGUAAUUAUGCAUGCUGUAGAAGAGGUGAUCUGGAGAAACAUAUAAGAAAACAUACUGGAGAGAAGCCUUUUAAAUGUAAUAUUUGUAAUUAUGCAUGCAAUAACAGCAGUUGUCUGAAGAAACAUAUGAGAAUACAUACUGGAGAGAAACCUUUUAAAUGUAAUGUUUGUAAUUAUGCAUGCUGUAGAAGCAGUGUUCUGAAGAGACAUUUCAGGAGACAUACUGGAGAAAAACCUUUUAAAUGUAAUGUUUGUAAUUAUGCAUGCAUUGAAAGAAGCAAUUUGAAGAGACAUAUGAGGAUACACAAUGAAUAAAAACUUUUUAAAUGUAAUAUUUGAGAUUAUGCGUGCAAUAAACGCUGUGAUCUAAAGACGCAUAUGAAACCAUAUACUGGACUGGAGAGAAACGUUUUGAAUGUAACAUUUGUGAUUAUGCAUGUUUUGAUAGCGGUUAUUUUAGGGAAAAAGAUAUGAGAAUGCAUACUGGAGAAACACACUCGUAAUGUAAUAUCGUAAUUAAGAAUACGACUAAAGCAAUUCUCUAAAAUUAUAUGAUAAUGCUGCUGCAGGGAAUCCCUCUUGUUGCCAUGUUUGUGUCGUAAACCCCAGUCCCUGGGUUAAAUUGUUCGACGAGGACCUAAAAUGUGGUUGUUGGCAAUGUUCUUAUUGCUCGAGUUUUGGGGGUAAAUGUUCAGGAUGACCGACACCACUGGCUUAAUUAAUUUAAGGAAAAGCCAGAUUCCUUAUAAAGCCACUUUCUGGGCUAUUUUAAAGUUAAUAUAAUGCCAAGUGCUGUAAUAAUAAGUUUAAUUAUUAUAACACCACUUAUAUUAUAAAUUGGAGAAAAUCAACACAUGCAGAAUUAAAUGAAAACACAAGAGUAAGUCCAAUUUUAUAAAUCUAUUAGAUCUAAAGUCCUCUCAUAACCACACAUUCACAUUUACAAAGAUCUAAAUUAUGUCUACAAUUAAACUUCUGCUUUUAAUAUAUACACCAGUUAUGCAAUUUAGUUAAAAUUAUCAGAAAAGUCCAGAUAAAAUUAAUGCAUGUAAAUUCCAGUAAUUUUCUUAAGCAAAUAAAUUAAACUCCAAAUUUCUAGUUAUUCCCCAAUAAAAAAUAAAGUCCAAAGUUCCUAAAAUUGGCUCCAAAUUUCCAAUAUUUUCCUAACAAAGUGAAGUGUUUAAUCCAAAAGUGUAAACUAGAAGAGCCAAGAAAUAACUGAUAAGCCCAUAUUUAUAGAGAAGCACCAAAAAUGCUGCAAUCUGAUUGGUCAAUGACAUUUUCCCAAAUAUGUAAAACUUUUCUCACCAAAUGCAAGAAACAGAAUAAAUGUCAUCAAAAACCAAUUACAUAAACACAAACUAGAAGAAAAACUGCACCUUAUCAGUGUAUUUCAAAUUACAAAUAAUGAUUUAAAAGCACUUAAAUCAAGUGUCAAAGAAAUGACACACAAAUUCUCCCUAAGAUAUCCAAUAUGGCUGCCAAAAUCAGUCUUCACAUCUAAGGGCCAUUUUUAAAGGAUUGCAACAGAACAGGGCUUCUAAAAAAUCUACAAAAUUUCACAUAACUAAAAAUUAAUAUCAUUGACAUGACAGUAAAGUUUCAGACCUGAACAAUAUCUCUAAAUAUUUUUAAUAAAUAUUUUCAUUGGUCAGCUCUAGUCACAUAAGAAAUGGACUAGCAAAAAUGUAAACAAAGGAGAUUUUUCAAGAUUACUUUAAAGCUACAUAAUGUCAUGUCCUCAAACUUUACAUAAAUAUUAAGACAUAUAUUUACAAUAUAUUGAAAGUGGAUAUACCAUGGCAAAAUAUAAAAUAUGUAUUUAGGAGCAUUUAAUGGUUUCUGCUGAUAAACUUUCUCGAAGUCGGGAGUUUUUUAGGUAUAUUUUUGGGAAUAACUCGACCAAUAUUUACUCAAUAAGGGUCAAACUUUCAGCAAAGCUCUGUCAUAAUGUAUUCUUUAAUGUACGGUAAAAGAACAUGGUAACUAAAACUAUUUAUUUAGAUAUUUACAAAAAGCAAAAUAUUUCUGAGCCAAAACCCAGGUUUACCACAUUUGUAUUCAUCUAAGAAAUGAAACCUUCUUAAAACAUUCAACAGACAAAAUUUUAAAUUUGAUGUUUGUUAUUAAAAUGCUUGCAACAACAGAAGUAAGAGGACAUCACAGUUCCUGCAGGAAAUAAAUGUGUUGAAUGUUCUGUUAAUGUCUAUGCUGGUAAUAACAGCAGUAAUCUUAAAUACGUAUCUGUGUGCUGUUAUAUAGGCAAAGAAGGAAAAUCUUAAUUAGUAAUGACCAAAUCUGGGACGAGUUGACUUGGGUACGAGUUUACUUGAUACCACUUAGAUUGAGCAUAUAGUGAGAAUCACUUAGCUUUUCAAUUUGUUUAAUUUAAGAGGCAAAUAAAUUAUAUUUUCUAAAAAUUACAACUUAUUACCAUAUA
Messenger RNA from Mercenaria mercenaria, 4409 nucleotides. Its product is annotated as zinc finger protein 271-like. Bases 752 to 2284 code for a protein of 510 amino acids. The transcript is spliced from 2 exons. Lineage: Eukaryota; Metazoa; Mollusca; Bivalvia; Venerida; Veneridae. The record is from RefSeq and is a predicted model, not a curated record. Gene Ontology annotation, biological process: regulation of transcription by RNA polymerase II. Gene Ontology annotation, molecular function: RNA polymerase II cis-regulatory region sequence-specific DNA binding; DNA-binding transcription factor activity.